UUGUCGAUCAUUGUCUGUUGUUAUUUGUCAUAUCAGCUGAUUGCGUCAUUGCAUUUAUAAAACAAUAACGCAAAAACAAAAAACAAGUCGCAUUUACUCGUUUGACUACAUUUUUAGAAAAUUAUUGUGAAAAGUAGUAAAAAUGAAGUUUCAAUAUAAAGAAGAACAUUCCUUUGAAAAACGGAAGGCGGAAGGUGAGAAAAUUCGCAGAAAGUAUCCAGACAGAGUACCAGUAAUUGUGGAGAAAGCACCAAAGGCUAGGCUUGGAGAUCUCGACAAGAAGAAAUAUUUAGUACCAUCUGAUUUGACUGUGGGCCAAUUUUACUUCUUGAUCAGAAAACGCAUUCAUUUACGACCUGAGGACGCAUUAUUUUUCUUUGUCAACAACGUAAUUCCACCCACAUCUGCCACAAUGGGAUCGCUCUACCAAGAACAUCAUGACGAAGAUUUUUUCCUGUACAUCGCUUUUUCUGAUGAAAAUGUUUAUGGAUACUAAAUUCUUUCUUUUAAAUAAUAAAUUCACUUUUAUCUGUAGUAUUCUUUCCAUAUGGUGAAAUUAGGAUUAAGGCUUAAGACUAUUGGUGUAUUAUGUUUAUAUUAUGGUGAUAAAUAUUUUUAUUUUGCAAUUUUCACUCACUGACUUGUAUAUGCAUUGUUAUUAUAGUUGUAGCAUAUUAUUCACCAAUGUGAUAAUAUUCAACUGUUUCAAUUUAUAUGUACUAUGGCGAUUGUACCACUUUCUGAAUUAAAAUAAAAAUUACUCUAAAACCA
This is a messenger RNA of Colias croceus (clouded yellow), 771 nucleotides long. It is a transcript of the gene Atg8, whose product is annotated as gamma-aminobutyric acid receptor-associated protein. The coding region runs from base 143 to 496 and encodes 117 amino acids. The record is from RefSeq and is a predicted model, not a curated record. Gene Ontology annotation, biological process: autophagosome assembly; cellular response to nitrogen starvation; macroautophagy. Gene Ontology annotation, molecular function: ubiquitin protein ligase binding; GABA receptor binding. The transcript has a single exon. Lineage: Eukaryota; Metazoa; Arthropoda; Insecta; Lepidoptera; Pieridae. Gene Ontology annotation, cellular component: cytosol; autophagosome; autophagosome membrane.